Molecule: messenger RNA, 315 nt
Organism: Phytophthora sojae
Lineage: Eukaryota; Oomycota; Peronosporomycetes; Peronosporales; Peronosporaceae
Exons: 1
Source: RefSeq, a predicted model, not a curated record
AUGGCGGAGAUCGAGGCCAAGAAGCCCUGGCGGUUCGUGUUCCGCUGCCUUGAAAUCCCCUUUCAGUUCAAGCGGCGAGACGACCCGUUCGACCUCUUCUUCCUGCGCUGGGACGAGUUCUGGCGCGUGCACGGUCGAGCCGUGUGGGAGCGCGAUUUCUGGCAGCCAUUGGUGCCCGGGUCGACCGAGUAUCACCGCCGAAAGGGGCGCCAGUUCCGGGCUCAACGCGCUUUCCGAGAGCUGGCAACGGACCUGGAGGAGCGACUUGGGAGGCACUUCCGCCCGUGGCUCGCCAAGACGCCGCACGAUGGCUGG